Molecule: messenger RNA, 879 nt
Organism: Ceratosolen solmsi marchali
Lineage: Eukaryota; Metazoa; Arthropoda; Insecta; Hymenoptera; Agaonidae
Exons: 4
Coding region: 70-828 (252 amino acids)
Source: RefSeq, a predicted model, not a curated record
GAUAAGGCAUUGGAAAUUAAAAAUCUGGAUUAUCCUUGGGAUUCUACUAUUUAACGAUACGUUUAAAAAAUGGCACCUAGGCAAAAAGGGUGCAGUUGGUUAUUAAAGAAUCGAUAUAACAUGGGUGAUGAUCAAAUUGAAUCACUUACGACUCCGUAUAAAAAGUUGAAAAAAACGGUGACUGACGACGCCAAUAUUGAAGAGUGGCUUCGUACUUUUUUAGACGAUCUUGCUGUUAUAGAAGCUACAAAAAACAAAUCAAAAAAAUUUGCUAAUUCAUUACAUUCAGAGAAUCAAAGACAAGAUAUAUACGGACGUUUUCGAUCACCAAUGCCGAAUCAAUGGAACCCACCCAAGACAAAAUUUCCUGCUGCAUUACCGUAUUCUACAGAUUUUGAAUCUUCUGCCACUAUAAACGAUGAAAUAAUUCCACUGUUAAAUUUACUGAAGACAAAAUCUAAAAAGUGCCAAAAGCAUCGAUAUUCCUCAAAAAAUGUUUCAAAAAACAAAGUGUCAAAAAGUUAUACAAUCUUUCAGAAGAUCAAUCAAUUCAUCAGGGCUGGCAUCGAAGAAGGUAAGCGGCAAGCGAGGCGGUACGUUCGUAAGGCUCUGACCUUCGCCUUGCAUAUGGGUUAUCUUGAACCUGCAGACACCGAAGGCAAAUUACUACGUCUCUCGCGUACUCUCACCAACAGUGUGCAACGAAAGAAAGGUAAAAUACGAUUAACACGAAGAUUGACGAGGAAAGCUCCGCAAAAAAAGCAUAGAAGAAAAGCCAUAGUACAGGUUGCCACUAUUUCUGAUAGAAAAAAGAGAAAAAGUCGAUAGACAAUCGAUCGAAAGCUCCAGUAUGAAAAGACAAAGCUGCCAGAAGUUAGU